This is a messenger RNA of Podarcis muralis (Common wall lizard), 364 nucleotides long. RefSeq names its product ovomucoid-like. The record is from RefSeq and is a predicted model, not a curated record. Lineage: Eukaryota; Metazoa; Chordata; Lepidosauria; Squamata; Lacertidae. Gene Ontology annotation, molecular function: protein binding.
CUGAAAAGCAUCUACUGCUUGGAAAAGCACUAAGAGGCAGACAGAUCCCAACCCACCAGCAAAAUCAUGAAGCCAAGCAGCUUUCUCCUCCUCACUCUGAUGGUCUUCUUUUUGUACUCAGAUGUUGUUGUGAAAGCAACAUGGGAAGCGAAAUAUUGCAAAGGGUAUCCAAAACCAGCAUGCACCCUGGAGUACCUGGCCCACUGCGGUUCUGAUGGCAAGACCUAUGGCAACAGGUGUCUCUUCUGCAAUGCAUAUAUCAAAAGUGGAAGCAAGCUGAAACUGAAAUACUUCGGAAAAUGCAAAAAAGUUUAAGAUGCACAAGACUAUGAAACAUCUGCAAAAGAAGUCCCAUUUCUCUUUA